Molecule: messenger RNA, 1858 nt
Organism: Dimorphilus gyrociliatus
Lineage: Eukaryota; Metazoa; Annelida; Polychaeta; Dinophilidae
Source: the annotation of a GenBank genome assembly
AAUGGCAGCAUGCAAAAGUUGUAACAAACACUUUUGUGGAAAGGAAAAGCAAAUGAAAUGUGUACUAUGCAAAUACAUAUUCCAUGUCAAAUGUAUUGAAGGAAAAUAUUGCACUCAAUGCAAAGAAAUAAACAAUAAAGAAGUUAUUAUACAACUGAAUAGAUGCAAAUUCAAAAAAACUCAGCAGAAUGAAUUGAAUGAAAGUAGUGCUAUGCAAAUGAUAAUGCCACCAUCACAAAUUGCACCUCAAGAGGAAGACAUUAAUGACAAAUUUACUUCUCCAAAACCAUCUGAUAUUAAUUUUUCCUUUCAUUUUGGAGUUUAUCAAGAGCACAGGAUAGCAGAUGAAAUGGUUAAUGAUGAAGAACAUAUUGCAGAUUUUUCUAGUGAAUAUGCAGUGUCAACAGAAAUUCCAGAAACAGUACCUGACUUUUGCAAUGAAGUGGAAAUUUCAACUGAAAAUGAUCAAGUAUUUGAAAAAAGCAUGUGUGAUGAAAUUGAGCCAUUCAAAAUUCUUGAAAAGGCAAGUGCUAAAGGGAAAAAUGUGUUGAUACAUAAUGGAUAUUGGUAUACAUUAAAGUGUAAUCGUGGUGAAACAACAUACUGGACUUGUGGUGUAAGAACAAAGAAGCAAAAGUGCAAAGCUGCAAUUACUGAAUUGAAUUACUCCUAUACAUUAUCUAAAGCUGAGCACUUUCACAGUCCUGUUAAAGACAUUGAAAAUAAACUUAUUUUGAAAAAGAAUGUCAGGGAGAAAGGCAAAGUUAAUGUUCAUCAAAAUGGGAGAAGCAUUGCAGAGGAAACUCUAAUUGAAUUCAACAAAAAUGAAUCUUUACCAUCAAUAAAAUCUUGCAUUGAAGUUGUUAACUAUCACAAAAGAAAAAAUAGACCAAAAGAGCCUACUGGUUUAAGAUUUAUUAUAAAGCAAAUGUUCUUACCAGAAAACUUCUUGAAAGUGGAUAUUUUUGAAAAGCAAACAAGAGUAGUAAUAUUUGCAACAGACCAUCAACUUAAUCUUUUACAAUCAACAAAUAUUUGGUUCCUUGAUGGAACAUUCAAACCUGCAAAUGAUCCAUUCAAGCAAUUAUACUCCAUUCAUGGAUUUCUAAAAAAAGAUUCAGAAUUGAAACAAGUCCCUCUCUUAUUUGCAUUCUGCUCAUCCAAGAAAAAAUCAGCUUAUAAAAUUAUAUUCAAGGCUGUUUUUAAACUGACUAAUGGAUUUCAACCAAAAACUGCCAUGCUAGAUUUUGAAGAGAGUGCAUGGAGAGCUAUGAGUGAAUUAGCACCUGAUGUUAACAUAAUUGGAUGUCUUUUUCACUGGUGUCAAGCAAUUUACAGAAAGAUUGGGGAGCUUGGACAUCAAUCACAAUAUAAAAAUCGCACAGGAGAAUGGUUUGCAAUGAGACUACUCCUCUCUCUACCAUUUCUACCAUCAGAUCACAUCAAACAUCAAUUUGAAAGUAUAAAAGAUUAUCUGCAAGAAUGUAAUGAGUUAUCUCAACUGAUUUCUUACAUUCAAAAUACAUGGAUUGAUAGUACAAUUUGGCCUCCAUCAGCUUGGUCAUGUUUCAAAAGAGCAAUUCGCACAAACAAUGAUCUGGAAGGCUUCCAUCAAAAAUUUAACUCAUCUUUUGGGAAUAGAACAUCAUUUUACACAAUUGUUCAAAAGUUGAAACAUGAAGCAGAUCUAAUCAAUGUGUUUGAAAAGCUUCUAUCUGAAAAGAAAAUCUGCAGAAAUCAGAGAAAAACUUAUAAGCAUCUACAAAAAAAAAUCUUUGAAGCUUGGGAAAGUUUUGAAAGAUCUGAAAUGAAUGUUUCUCAACUACUGCAACUUUGUUGUUCAAUUUAUCAUCCAUAA